AUGAUAGAAUCUAUGCCCUUGCUAGAUUUGUUAUCAAUAAUGUUCUUUCCAUGGGCCAUUGUACUAUCCUUCUUCAUCUUAUAUAUAUGUAUCAUCUUUUACAACAAAUAUAUUCAACCUCCUACGGAAUUAGCUCUUGAGACUCAUCAAAACUCUCAUCCCUCACUUCCUCCUCUGCCUCUGCCUCAGCCUUUGCCUCAGCAAGACAUUGAAACCGGACAUCUAGCGCCGCUUCAGUCUCAACUAGAAUAUAAAACCGGUUAUAGGGCACGGAUCGAGGAAAUGGAGUUUAAAGAUAUUGAAAAAGAAGGGUUUGAUGAGAUUUGUUGUUCAAUUUGUCUUGAAGAGUUAAAAGAUGGCCAUGAGAUUAUCCGUAUCAAGAAGUGUAAACAUGUUUUCCAUCGUUAUCAAGUGACACAAAUCACAAGUCAUGUAUGCUAAUAUAAAAAUUUCUUUUGGCUACAGACAUUUUUGAAAUCAUUCUCCAGAGAAGGAUUAAAAAUGCAAUGAGGAGAUGUGGCAUUUAAACCCUUCUUGCUCAAUGAACUGAGCAAUAUUUUUAUGUUUUUAAAAGAAAUGUUUGUGGACAGUUCCAUCAGUACAUCGAGAAUCCCGUCAAGACAGGUGAAACAAGCGGAGAGUGACAUGCUUCGGCUAAUAAAUUUAACAAAUACUAGAUCCAAUGAAACAUGAUAUUUGAUAGAAAAAAAAUUCACCAAUCCAACAUGAGGAUAUUUGUAGAAAUACUAGAAAAAUUAAAAUCAUUCGAAACCAUCCAGUCCUGUGUUGCAAGAAAAUUGUUGUUGGAAUAGUCUUCAUAAAUCACAAUCGUGUAACGUACAUGAUACAAAUAUAAUUGAGUAAACAAGUUAACAA
Messenger RNA from Arabidopsis lyrata subsp. lyrata, 876 nucleotides. RefSeq lists its product as uncharacterized. NCBI's taxonomy places the organism in Eukaryota, Viridiplantae, Streptophyta, Magnoliopsida, Brassicales, Brassicaceae. The transcript has a single exon. The record is from RefSeq and is a predicted model, not a curated record. Bases 1 to 441 code for a protein of 146 amino acids.